This is a messenger RNA of Mollisia scopiformis, 3900 nucleotides long. RefSeq names its product Arginase/deacetylase. Gene Ontology annotation, molecular function: histone deacetylase activity. Lineage: Eukaryota; Fungi; Ascomycota; Leotiomycetes; Helotiales; Mollisiaceae. Bases 114 to 3725 code for a protein of 1203 amino acids. Gene Ontology annotation, cellular component: nucleus. The record is from RefSeq and is a predicted model, not a curated record. The transcript is spliced from 2 exons.
CUUACCAUCAUCAACGUCAUUUGCUGGCUGCAUCGUGAACAUUGCAAGAUAAUCAAAUUUCUCUUCAUCGAUAACAACAGUGAGGGUUGGGCUCAUUGGAGCUCGAAGUCACGAUGUCCCAACACAUUUCGGACAAUAAUAUGUCCAGAGAAACUGCACCAUUGCCGUCGUCAAUAAACAACUACGAUUCAACCUUCGCGCAGUCACUGAAACGACUUUCAAUCUCUGCAGCUUCUGCUACUGCUUUGCCAUCAUCGCCUCAAUCACCCCACCCAGGACGGACAUUGGGACGACAAGAUAGCUCCAGUGCUUCGCCAAAUGGACGAUUACCACCACGAAGUCCCCUCCAUCGUUCUCCCAGCUCCAUGAGCCAACGAUCGCGUUCGUCAACUCCAACACUACUUCGGAAAGCCUCAUUGAAUUCUUUGCAUGGUGUUGGAGGAGUUACACCUUCAAGAACAACGCCGUCUCGACGCUCAUCUUCAGCGCAAUUCGCAAACGCUUCCGCAAUGGUUGGCAAGUCACCCCUAUCAGAGAUCGAAGAUCCAAUGCCUGCCCCUCCGCGACAUACUGCGGAAUCGAUCGCGAGUAACCACUUCAGGACUGAGUUGGAUAUCCACGAGAAAGAAGACGAAGCUAGGAGCGCAGACACGGUGGUGAUUCUACAUGAUUCUUGUUAUGGGCACCGUUAUUCCAGACCACGAACAUCGAAGGCUUCCUUAAGCACCAUAGUCGAGAGACCCGAGCGAAUUCAUGCAAGUAUCCUUGGUCUGUCAGUGGCCUAUGUACGACUCGGAGAGCGGCAUGCUGAGGGGCAAUAUCCCCUGCACCCAGAUAAGGAUGCCUCCUCGAUUCCUACUAUACCCUUCCGAAUUUGCAAGACUACACGGCGACUGGCGCUGGGAUCACAAGCUGUGACGAACGUACAUGGAAUGAAGUGGAUGGAGGAGCUGAAGAUUAUGUGCGACAAUGCUGAAUCUAGGCUGGCUAUGAAUGGGAAAGAACUGGUACGCCCAGAUAUGGUUCGCAGUCCAGACCAAGAAGUUGCAAAGCUACAUGAAGGAGACUUGUAUCUUUGUGCGGAGUCCUUGGACGCUAUGGAGGGAGCAUUAGGGGCUGUUUGUGAUGGUGUGGAUGCUGUAUUCCAAGGCGCUGCAAGCGGAAAAGGACCACAUAGGACUUUCGUUGCGAUCAGACCACCAGGACAUCAUUGCUCAGCAAGCUAUCCAUCUGGCUUUUGUUGGCUAAACAAUGUUCAUGUUGGAAUAUCUCAUGCCGCUCUCACUCAUGGCUUGACCCAUGCUGCCAUUAUCGAUUUCGAUCUUCACCACGGCGAUGGAUCGCAAGCUAUUGCAUGGGAUGCGAACAAACGAGCUAUCGGUGCCGCCAAGAAUGCUGCCCAAUGGAAGAAGACAUCAAUUGGCUAUUUCAGUCUUCACGAUAUCAACUCAUAUCCAUGCGAGAUGGGUGAUGAAGAGAAGGUGAAGAACGCUAGCCUUUGCAUUGAGAAUGCACAUGGCCAAAGCAUUUGGAACGUUCAUUUGCAACCGUGGAAGAGUGAAAUAGAAUUCUGGCAGCUGUACGAGACCAAAUACUCUAUCCUUUUAGAGAAGACGAGAAACUAUUUGAGAGCUCAGACAGACCGCUUAAGAAUGAUUCCCAAUGGACCAAAACCAAAGGGAGCUAUUUUCCUGUCGGCUGGAUUCGAUGCUAGUGAAUGGGAAAGCUCUGGAAUGCAAAGACACAAAGUCAAUGUACCAACUGAGUUCUACGCUCGCCUGACACGAGAUGUGGUCAAGCUUGCAGCAGAAGAAGGCAAUGCUUGUGACGGUAGAAUCAUCAGCGUUCUUGAAGGCGGAUAUAGUGAUCGCGCUCUAUGCACUGGUGUACUAAGCCAUCUGAGCGGCAUGUCGGCUGGUGACCCAAUCAUUAUCAAGAAAGAACUUAGCCCGAAUGGACUUGGCUACGAGAUGGGCCAAAAGAUCAACACCUUCGAAGGUGUCUUUGCAAAAGAGGACGUCACUGUUGGAACGCAGACUUAUGAUAAAUUGUGGUGGUCGGUUCCACGCCUUGAGCAGCUUGAUGCUUUGAUUCGUCCUACACCUAUGGUGGAACCAAAGAAGCCUAGAGAUGCAACUGCUCCGACGUAUUCAUCGCCGACUCAGUCGUUUAUUGCAAAGGUCACAUCUCCGGAAGCUCGUAGGACUGUCUCCAGAAUGGGGAUAUCCAAUGGAUCGCCAAAACCAGUUUCACGAGCUCCGUCGCCGCCACCACCUGAAGUGGAUUGGACUGUUGCUGCUCAUGAAUUGAGUAAGUUGUUGAUUCCAAUUGAUAGACAGACUAUGAGCUGCAGGCCAGAGGACCUUUCAGCUGAAGCUACACGGGUCAGACGUGACCGACAAUCUAUUCUCACGCCGCCUACAUCCGCUGCUCCAGAACCCACAGAAGGUUCAGGUAGAAUGGCUUUGAGAACAAGAAAGCCUAGGGCCUUAGCUGAGACUAUUGAGGAAGAUGAGAAGCCAGCUACUAAGGCUAAUCGUCGAAAAACUGUUGCUGGUGCCGCAGUCAUAGCUGCUGAAAAGGCCGUAUCAAGAAGCACAACUCCAAUGCCAGAGCCGAGCUAUGCUAAGGGAACUACGCAGUCCAAUCGUCGGCUGAGUCUUUCCUCCAAUGCAGGUUCCGUCACAUCAGAGGUGCCUCGACAAAAUGGACACAGAGCUUCUUCUGGAUCUGGGCCAGUGGGAGCCUCAAGACCUGGGACUGCACAAAGUACACGACCUGAUACAUCCAUGAGCAGCAGAGGUGGUUCUAUUCCUCCUAUUGCUAUGAAGAAAACUCGGGCCCCAGCUGUAGCACGUGGUGAAGCCCCAAAGACUUCUCGAGUUCGAAAGAAGUCACCAUUGAAUGAGACCAAUGCUGUUCCUGGUCCGUCGGGCUCUGUCCAACCAACUUCAAGAUCUAGUAGUGUUGUGCUACCCACUACAGAGAUCCCGGACUCUCAGGGUUCGGAUAUGGAUAGUCUGACGUCCGGCAUGAAGAAGGUCAAGAUCAGUUUGACUACGAAGGCCCAGAGAGAAGCAAAGCAAGCUGCUAAACCAGCACCUGUAAAAUCGACCGCUGGAAAAGCUGUCAAGCCCCGUCCGGCUGAGGGAAAGGUAACGGAUCAACCACCAAUCCUGCCAGGGAUGAAGCCAGUACCAGUAUCAGAAGCUGUGCCUUCGUCCGCCAAUGGCACGACUACUGAGCAGCCAGUCGAGCAAGUACUUGCACCAACGCCUUCUACACCUCAACCUUCAUUACCAGCCGUCGCUCCAGCACUCCAAGCAUCCGAGGUUCCACUUCCAUCGAGCUCCCCAGCCGCACCUCAAUAUUCUCCCAUCACUCCCGCCCCUGAAUUCAUUGCUCCAAUAUAUUCCGCUCCUCCAUCCGACAACUUCAUUCCCUACCAACCUGAAGGACCAACGCCCAAUCCUGUAACCCAGCAACAGCAUCUUCACUGGCUCCCACCAAAUACAAAUACUCCUUCGCCUGUGAAGAGAGGUGAUCUGCCUGUUUUUACGAGCACGAGCGCUAUUCCAUUCGGUUUGAACCCUCGAACAAAUGGAGAGAUUAAGAAGGACGCUACCGAGGAUGGCAAGGGAAAGGGAAAGGAGGAAGAGAAAGAGGUUGAUAUUUGGGCUGUGCCCGAAACGCCGGAAGCAAAGAGACCUCUUGGCAAUUACUGAUCAACUUCGAAGUGACACUUUCCUUACUGUAUGAUAAGACGGAUGGGCUGGGUUGCUGUAAAGCUGUGUACGAAUAUUUUGGGAUUACUGUUUUGGUUUCCUUGGUGUAAAAGUGUGUACGUACUGUACGUGUAAUGGGCGAUGUGUUAGUAUGUCUUUUAUGAUACCCUUUAGU